Messenger RNA from Cydia fagiglandana, 2944 nucleotides. RefSeq names its product STE20-related kinase adapter protein alpha (gene Stlk). Gene Ontology annotation, cellular component: serine/threonine protein kinase complex. Bases 882 to 1973 code for a protein of 363 amino acids. Gene Ontology annotation, molecular function: ATP binding; protein serine/threonine kinase activator activity; protein kinase activity. The transcript is spliced from 7 exons. Gene Ontology annotation, biological process: activation of protein kinase activity; protein export from nucleus; protein phosphorylation. Lineage: Eukaryota; Metazoa; Arthropoda; Insecta; Lepidoptera; Tortricidae. The record is from RefSeq and is a predicted model, not a curated record.
UUCGACUGUCACGCCACGCAGAAUAGGAAUUUAUCUAAGAGAUGAAUUUUCAAAAGCCCUUCGGUUAUAGGAGCAGGCGGUUGUUGCGGUGGAAUAUUGGGGUCCAGUGAUUUCCGAAGACUCGUCACUGACACUGAAAGACUGUAGGUAGAGUUGUUAGAGGUUACUUACCUGUAUAAUGCCUGUAUACAUGAAAUGGUACCUGGGUUCACCUUGGGUUAGAUAAUGUUUAUAUCAUUCACUUCGUUACUCCUGUACCUUCUCACAGUUCUCACUCCUGAUUGAGUUAAUAAUUCUUUGAUGGUUAACGCAUCCGACAUUGGCGCUAAAAUCUGCAUUUUAUACAAUUUUGAUGUUUGAUGACAAGAUUGACAUUGUCAACAUCGACAGCUGUUUGAUGUAUGUUCAGAUACCAUACUUUUUUGUACUUAGUUACGUUAUGAGACUAGCUUUUUUUAAUACACUAACUACCUAAUUAAAUAUUUUGUAAUUUAUAAGAAGUUAGCUUAAAAAACUGCUAGAUACGGUAAAAUUUAUUAUAAGGACCGUGAUAAGUAUAAUUAUAACAAUAGAUUUUUUCUGAUACCCUAGUAGAUUCUAAAAAACAUUUUUUUAUAGUAACAUUGAUAAUCAAACGUCAAGUUUUGUCUUGUUCAUAUCUUGUUCUUUUAGCUCUAGCAGUGCUGUCAAAAAGUAAAAUAAACAUUUUGUUGGUUUACCUAUCUUAUUUUUAUUUUCAAUGCAAUUCCAUCUAAACUAUACAAAAUAUUCUUAAAUCGUUAAUAAGUUCAAUAUGAUAGUGUGACGCUGUGACUCUGAACAGUACAUUUAUUUACCUGUGACUUAAAUCUCCUGCCUUGACGAAUUUCAUUGUAUUUGCGAUGUUUAACCCCGAUUUUAAUGACUACCAAUUGACUUCUAUAAUCACUGAGAGUUCUGGGGGCGUAGCGGUGGUGUACUCUGCACUUUACAAGCCUAAUAAGCAGCAUGUUGCCGUUAAAAGAUACUUCGUUGAUAAUAGCAAGGAAAAUGCUAAUCUGAUUCAGCAAGACAUCUUAACCCGCAAAGAACUGCAACAUCAGAACAUUCUUCCAUACUUGACUUCUUUUGUCCAUGGCCAAGAACUGUAUGUAGUGUCUCCUCUGAUGACAUUUGGGUCCUGCCGAGAUGUCCUGGACCGGUACUUCCAUGAGGGCUUGCCUGAACUGGCCUGUGCUAUAAUACUGAGAGAUGUGCUCCUAGCAUUACAAUACUUGCAUAAACAGUUGUACAUACAUAGAAGCGUCCGAGCGUCGCACGUGCUAUUGAGCGACAACGGCAGCGUGCGUCUGUCGGGGCUGCGCAGUGCGGCGCCGCUCGUCCUGCGGGGGCGCCGGCAGCGCCGCCUGCACACCCUCCCCCCGCCCGAUCCCGACAACGCCAACCUCAUGUGGCUCAGCCCGGAGCUGCUGGAACAGAAUUUAAAAGGAUACGACGAGCGCUCGGACAUCUACUCGCUCGGUGUCCUAUGUUGCGAGCUCGGCAACGGCGCCGUGCCCUUCGCGGAGGUCCCCACCACCCUCAUGUUCACCGAGAAGGUGCGCGGUUCGCGCCCGCAGCUGCUCGACUGUUCCACCUUCCCGCAACCCGCGGCUCACGAAGUGAAAAAUAUGUACAAUACAGAGCCCGGCGUGGGCGACAGCGCGGAGUGCGGCGUGGCGCGGCUGCGCGCGCUGUACUCGGCGCGGAAACUGUCCGACGCCUUCCACCAUCUCAGCGAGCAGGCGCUGCAGAGGGACCCAGAAAAAAGGCCGUCGGCGGCGCAGCUCCUAAGCCACCAGUUCUUCAGGCAGAUCCGCAAGACUGACUUCCUGCCUAGCCUCAUCGGCCGCGUCAUGCCAAUCAAGCCUGACCAAGAUGACAUGUCCGCUUUGCUUUUACAAGAGAAAAUGUCCGAAAUGGAGAUAGAGAAGACGACGGAAUGGGACUUCUAAACACAUACUACUGACAAUACGGAUAUGGGAACAUAGCUCUGCCCCUUAGGGCCGAGUCGCAUAUGUGUAUAUCAAUUAUUAGUAUAUAUAGAACUAAAAUCAUCUCGUCUGUUAUCUGACGUGAGUAUUGAAAAUAUUUGUAUUGAUUAUUUAUUUCCUCGUAUAAUUAGAAUUAUUGUACAUUUGAUGUGCUCUUUAUGAAGACAUUAUUAUCUGUGUUAUCUGUCAUUCAACUUUCUUGGCGCGUAGGUCCUGAUAAAAACAAGCGUUUUAACCUCCUAACUUGAAGAUUAUAUAAAUAACGCACCUACAAUAUUAAGUUAAAAUUAUCUUAAAAUAUUUAUCGCGAACAUACAUACACACAAACAGUGUAGUGAUGCACACGGGGUAAAUAAAGCGUCAGUUUCAUACUCGGUUAAAUACAACAUUCUCAUUAAACUCUGUGUGGAAUACUAUUAAGUAUAUCGAUGGGAAAAUUAUGGCAGUAAGUGUACGGUGUUAUAAUAAUACUAUUAAAUAUUAUUUACUUGUUGUACAGUCAACUGUAAAAAUAUGGGUGUACAAAUAAGGGGCUAUUCAUAAAUUACGUCAUUUCAAAUUAGGGGGGAGGGGUCUGGACAUUGGAUGCCGGUAGCAUGAAGUAGGAGGAAAUGGGGUCAUUUGAAGCAUGAUUUUUGGAUUAUUAUGGGGGGGGGGGGGUGUCAAAAAUCGACAAAAAUCGAUGACGUAAUUUAUGGACAGCCCCUAAUCUCAAAAAUAUGUCCCAUAACUCUUAUGUCAGUGAAUUAAGAACUAUGGGACAUAUUUUUAAGUAAGCUGUCUACACCCAUAUUUUUACAGCUGACUGUACCUACCUACUCUUUGGAGACAAUACGAUGUUCGCCAUAGUAUAAAUAUAUACCUAGAAGAAUAUUGUAAUUUGAUACCUACCUGUAGUUGUUGCCACUGUGAUUAUUAAACAAAUUUUGUUG